This is a messenger RNA of Periconia digitata, 1866 nucleotides long. Lineage: Eukaryota; Fungi; Ascomycota; Dothideomycetes; Pleosporales; Periconiaceae. The record is from the annotation of a GenBank genome assembly.
CAUUCGCUGAUAUCUAGCGCCAGCUCGAGGACACCCAUGGCGCCUCGUGAUAAUUCUCUCGAGCCUUCUGGCACGCCUGUGCCGGUGGAAACGGGCUUUGCGACACUGGCCCAGCUAAGGGCCGGUGUGAAGGCUUUCGUGGAGAAAGAUGGCGAGAUACGCAAAGCUGAAAUCCUCAUGAUUCAGACUAGGGCCGGCAAGCCCAAGUUUUACGUCCACUACGAGGACUUCAACAAGCGUCUCGACGAAUGGAUCGACGCAGCUCGCAUCGACCUCACUCGAGAAGUCGAAUGGCCUGCUCCAGAGAAGCCCGAGAAGAAGAAGGCGCCCGCCAACAAAGCCGACAAAGCGACCCCCAAAGCCGACACCAAGAACCUCAAACGAUCGCGGGCUCAACUGGACCGCGAAGUAUCAGGAACUCCCUCGGAAGCCACCAGCACCGCCAACAACAAUAUUCCUGGAAGCAUCCAGCGCAAGGACAGUGAGCUGCUCGUCACGACCGAAGUAACCGAUGGCGCGACCCCCAAGCCCGAUGAUGAAGAGAUGGAUAUUGUUGACGUGCAAGAUGCCGCCGCCGCCGCCAAAGCCGUCAACGGUAACGCGGCCAACGACCAAUACUCGCGAGAGGACGAGAUUGAGAAACUCCGGACCUCGGGUUCCAUGACGCAGAAUCAAACCGAGAUCGCCCGUGUUCGUAACAUAGAAAAAGUCCAGAUGGGAAAAUAUGAAAUCGAACCCUGGUACUUCUCCCCUUAUCCCAUUGACUUCAUCGAUGUCGAUAUGGUCUACAUCUGCGAAUUCUGCCUCAACUACUAUGGCGACGUGACGCAGUUCGAGCGCCAUCGCUCCAAAUGCACACUUCUGCACCCGCCGGGCAAUGAAAUCUAUCGCGACGACUACGUAUCCUUCUUCGAAAUUGACGGCCGACGACAACGCACCUGGUGCCGCAACCUCUGUCUCCUCUCCAAACUCUUCCUCGAUCAUAAAACCCUCUACUACGAUGUCGACCCUUUCCUCUUCUACUGCAUGGCCACGCGCGACGAGCACGGCUGUCACCUCGUCGGGUAUUUUUCUAAGGAAAAAGAAUCCGCCGAGGGCUACAACGUAGCCUGCAUUCUCACCCUCCCACAAUACCAACGCAAAGGUUUCGGCAAACUUCUCAUCGACUUUUCCUACCUUCUCUCCAAACGUGAGGGCAAGCUCGGCUCUCCCGAGAAACCCCUCUCCGAUCUCGGUUUACUGGGCUAUCGCGCGUACUGGCAGGAAAUCAUCGUUGAGCUGCUCAUGGACGGCCGCGUCGAGGCCAAUAUCGAGGAUGUAGGCGCUGCGACCGCUAUGACGACCAACGACGUUCUACAUACCCUGCAAAAUCUGAACAUGCUGCGAUAUACAAGUAAGAAUCAACAUAUCAUCGUCUUGACUGAUGCUGUGGUCGAGCAGCGUGAGCGACAAAAGGCCAAGGAGAAGAUCAAAGGAAAAAGGAGUAUCGAGCCCGACAGGCUAAUAUGGAAACCACCUGUUUUUUCGGCCGCGAGUCGGACGUGGAACUGGUAGUUUGCUUUGCUUUGCUUUCCUUCAAUCUGCUUUUCGGUAACUUUCCUUCCUCUGGGCGCAUUCCUUGGUUUGGUUUGGUUGUGCAGGGCGUCUUUUUGUUCUCAAGACAUAGUUUGGUUUCGAAAGAGGCGUAGGGAAUCGUCCCCUCAAUGUUAUUUUCUGCUUAGUCUCUUAACGUCCUUUCUUACCUGUCUGCCAGUCAACCCUAUUUGUACAGUAAGGUGGUACGUUGACCUUGCGCCAAUCUGCACAUGUAGUAUAUACCCAAUUUUUCCUUCCAUAAAUCAUUCCAGUCCACUCCAUUCUGCCUUC